Messenger RNA from Haplochromis burtoni (Burton's mouthbrooder), 3037 nucleotides. It is a transcript of the gene atp6v0a2b, whose product is annotated as ATPase H+ transporting V0 subunit a2b. NCBI's taxonomy places the organism in Eukaryota, Metazoa, Chordata, Actinopteri, Cichliformes, Cichlidae. Gene Ontology annotation, biological process: proton transmembrane transport; vacuolar acidification. The record is from RefSeq and is a predicted model, not a curated record. Bases 449 to 2998 code for a protein of 849 amino acids. The transcript has 20 exons. Gene Ontology annotation, molecular function: proton-transporting ATPase activity, rotational mechanism; ATPase binding. Gene Ontology annotation, cellular component: vacuolar proton-transporting V-type ATPase complex; vacuolar proton-transporting V-type ATPase, V0 domain; plasma membrane.
UUGGUCAAAGGUACACUGGGUGCCGUGGAAGAUGAUCGCAUUCAACAGUGUGAAGUGCAGUGACGUGAGUGUUACGGACGUAGGCUAAAACUUCGUAAAGUCUAAGAAGACUUUUCGCCACGUACUAGGAUUUAGCGGUCGUAACACUUAUUAUUUCUUAGCUUCACAUUCAACUUUACUGAAACAUUUUUCCCCAUCCAAGAGUCAACAACACGGCACUUGGCUAGCCAGUUAGCUAGCUAACAGCAAUAGUGUGCUGUAACGAUAGCUAUGUAAAUCAGGAGUUAUGUAAGGGAAGUCUAGUUUUAUCACCUGAGCCACAUCAUGACAAGGGCUACGGACUACUCGACUGAACAUUGCUAACAUAAAAUCUGGAGAAACAGCACCGUUUAGCUUGCUAACAUUAGCCCACCUGCGAAAGAGGGGAAUAUCAGAUAGAACUGUCACGAUGGCUUCUCUGCUCCGGGGUGAAGAGAUGUGUUUGGCCCAGCUGUUUCUACAGUCUGGGUCCGCGUACGACUGCAUCAAUGAACUUGGAGAACUGGGGCUUGCAGAGUUCAGAGAUCUCAAUCCCACUGUUAACGCAUUCCAGAGAAAAUAUGUCAAUGAGAUCAAAAAAUGUGAAGAAAUGGAGAGGAUCCUCGGAUACCUUCUGAGGGAAAUCAAGAAAGCAGAUAUUUCACUGCCAGAAACAGAUGUGAACCCAGCAGCUCCUUUACCCAAGCAUGUCAUGACUAUAAUGGAACAGCUACAGAGGCUAGAGGUGGAAUUAGGUGAAGUCACCAGGAAUAAGGAGAAGCUGCAGAGGAAUCUGCUGGAGUUGACAGAGUACACACACAUGCUGCGCAUCACACGCAAGUUUGUCCAAAGAAAUGCUGAGCGGGAGCCCUUGCAAGUACAGUAUGAGGAGUUUCCCUUCCUGGAAAAAGACACAUUGAUGGACUACAGCAGCAUGCAGAGGCUAGGAGCCAAACUGGGUUUCAUUUCUGGCCUUAUUCAGAGGGUGAAGAUCGAGGCGUUUGAGCGAAUGCUUUGGAGAGUAUGUAAAGGCUACACCAUCCUUAGCUAUGCUGAAGUCGAAGAGUAUCUGGAAGAUCCUGACACGGGUGAGCCUACCAAAAGUGUGGUGUUCCUGAUUUCAUACUGGGGAGACCAAAUUGGUCAGAAAGUGAAAAAGAUCUGUGACUGCUACCACUGUCACCUGUACCCCUAUCCCAGUAACAACGAGGAGAGGGACAAUGUUGUGGAAGGACUAAGAACUCGCAUUCAGGACCUGAAAACUGUGCUUCAUAGGACAGAAGACUACCUGAGACAGGUCCUGAUCAAGGCUUCAGAAUCUGUCUACAUCUGGGUCGUCCAAGUCAAGAAGAUGAAGGCCAUCUACUAUGUUCUGAACCUGUGUAGUUUUGAUGUGACCAAUAAGUGUUUGAUUGCAGAGGUGUGGUGUCCUGUCAGUGACAUUCCUGCACUGCGGAGAGCGCUAGAAGACGGAUCGAGGAAAAGUGGAGCAACAGUUCCUUCCUUUGUUAAUCGUAUCCCCACAACUGACACUCCUCCCACCCUGAUAAGGACCAACAAGUUUACCUCUGGAUUUCAGAAUAUUGUAGACUCCUAUGGAGUGGGCAGCUACAGGGAAGUAAACCCUGCUCCAUUCACAAUCAUAACUUUCCCAUUCUUGUUCGCUGUGAUGUUUGGUGACCUUGGUCAUGGCGUUCUCAUGGCUCUGUUUGCUUUCUGGAUGGUUUUGUAUGAAAACCACCGCAAAUUUAAAAACACCAGGAAUGAGAUCUUGAACACAUUCUUCGAGGGGCGUUAUAUCAUUCUGAUGAUGGGACUGUUCUCUAUCUACACUGGGCUGAUAUACAAUGACUGUUUCUCAAAAUCUCUCAACAUCUUUGGUUCUGGAUGGAGUGUGUUUGCCAUGUUUAAAGAAGAGUGGAACAAUAGUGUCCUCUGUAAGAAUUGCCAGCUAACUUUGGAUCCAACUAUUCAAGGUGUUUUUAAAGGGCCGUACCCUCUGGGAAUUGACCCGAUUUGGAACUUGGCAACGAACCGGCUUACAUUUCUUAACUCCUAUAAGAUGAAGAUGUCAGUGAUAUUCGGGGUCAUACACAUGAGCUUUGGGGUAAUCCUCAGCACCUACAAUCAUCUAUACUUCAGGAAGAAGUACAACCUGUACUUGGUGUUCAUCCCUGAGCUCGUGUUUAUGCUGAGUCUGUUUGGAUACCUGGUGUUCAUGAUAUUCUACAAGUGGCUCGCCUUCUCGUCUAAGGACUCCCAAAACGCUCCGAGCAUUCUCAUCCACUUCAUAAACAUGUUCAUCAUGCAGGAUGAUAGUUCAUUGAAGCCCCUUUACCCAGGACAGAAUGGUCUGCAGAUAUUUCUGGUGAUCAUUGCUGUUCUCUCGGUGCCUGUUUUACUCCUGGGGAAACCCAUCUACCUUUAUUGGCUAAAAAAUGGAAGUCACCGCUUGGUAAUGUACAGGGGAUAUGAGCGUGUGCGACGCAGCAGUGAUGAAGAUCUCUGCCUGAUGAGGGCUCAUGACAUGGAGGAGGGCAGCAGUCACAGUGAUCUGUCUACUAGUGGAGAUCACCAUUCAGAGGAGUUUGACUUUGCAGAGGAGAUACUUCAUCAGUCCAUUCACACCAUAGAGUAUUGCCUGGGUUGCAUCUCCAACACAGCCUCUUACCUAAGGCUCUGGGCUCUAAGCUUGGCACAUGCCCAGCUGUCAGAGGUGCUGUGGGCCAUGGUCAUGCGAAUAGGACUAAGAAUGGACACAAAACUUGGGGUUGUAGUCCUGGUGCCAUUGUUUGGCCUGUUUGCUGUCCUCACUGUGUCCAUCCUCUUGGUAAUGGAGGGUCUCUCUGCGUUCCUUCAUGCUCUUCGGCUACACUGGGUGGAGUUUCAGAAUAAAUUCUACAGUGGGACUGGCGUCAAGUUUUGCCCGUUUUCCUUUUCUCUCCUACCAUCUUGCUUUGAGCAGGAUGGGUUACUGUGAAGUGACUAUUGAGAAAUUGUCUUAGUUGGUAACCAGAAC